GAGAUGGAUGACCUGCGAUCGGCAUCAUGUCUUUUCCCGACGCGACACGACAUUGAAAGAGAAGAUAAAAGGAGGGGAUAGCGUCAUUUUGUCAUGAUAGACUUAUUGUUGCUAACUACCUAUACUACUACCUAAUGAAUAGAACACAUUUAUUCUGUAUACAAAACAUAUUAUAAGGUUAACAGUUUACUAAUCUAUCUGGGUAUUCAUUUCAAGAAACACCCUUAUACAUACACACACAAUCAUGGCCCCGCCGGUCUCCGAAUUCAAGCUCAACAAUAACGGGAUCCCGAACUUCGAGGACCUCCCCUUACGGCAGACAGACCCGCACUACUCGGCAUGGGGCUUAUACGGCGACAAGGACGAGCUAGGAACACUCAACCGACUAACAGACGAGCGGGUAGCCGCCGCAGCCAAGAACGAGAUCAAGACUGGUCGCAGGAUCUCCCUAAACUGGCCUCUCAACGCGCAGCCCCAAAAAUCCUUCUUCUCCCGCCACGUAUUCACGCAAUCCCUCAUCCGCAAGUCCCCGCGCGUCGUCAACGACGACGUCUGGACUUUCAACUCCCAGGUAUCCACGCAGUGGGACGGCCUGCGACACUAUGCGUACCAGCGCGAGGCGCGGUUUUACAACGGCGUGACUAUGGAGGAUAUACACGGCGUCGGCGGGGAUGGUGGGAAGACUACGGUUAAUGGGAUACAUGCAUGGGCGGAGCAGGGUAUCGUAGGUCGCGGCGUCUUAGUCGAUUACCACAGCUGGCGGCUCGCGCAACCUGCUGCUAACCUUAAGCCCUACGACCCGUUUAAGAGCGAUGCGAUCCCGCUUGAGGACCUUCAGGCGUGUCUAGCUGCGCAAGGGACUGAGGUUAAAUUCGGUGAUAUCUUGUUCAUCCGCUCAGGCUUCACAGCAACCUACCCCCAGAAAACCGCCGCCGAGCUCAGCGCCUACCAAGCCGUAGUCCCGCACCACUUCGGCGGCGUCGAGCGGUCGGAAUCCAUGCUGCGCUGGAUCUGGGAGCACUUCUCGGCCGUGGCAGGGGACCAACCCUCUUUCGAGAGCUGGCCCGCACCCCCCGACUCCCCGCACAUCCUGCACGAAGUCCUUCUUUCUGGUUGGGGGUGUCCGAUCGGCGAGCUAUUUGACCUAGAAAAGCUCGCCGCAUACUGCGAGGCGCAGCAGCGCUGGUCCUUCUUCGUCGUCAGCGAGCCGUGUAAUGUCCCCGGCGGCGUCGCCAGUCCGCCCAAUAUACUCGCUAUUUUCUAGGUUAUACGACCAAUGUAGAUACAUAUGUGAGCGGGUUUGGAAUUGGGCGUUGUUGUGUAUAGGUGGGAUAAGGGAAGCUUCUACCGCUGUCAAAGGAAUGUGAGAGGCCAAUUAAAAGGAUGGGUGGAUAGCUUCGCUUUAGCCACGCUAUCCACUAACCACCUACCACCUAAGCCGUUGACGUAGGGGCGAGACGAGACUCUUUGGGAGUCGAAAAAUCUAGGAGGCAUACCUCGUCAGUAUCAUGAUUAGCCGUCCCAUGCGCCAAGUAUUUGUCUAAUUCAGUAAUCACAUGUCUAAGCGCUUUAAUAUAAUGUUAAAUCGGUUCUACGGAUAAUAGUAGAUCAAGGUCAGAUAUUCGUAGGGCUAGUACCGUCCUACGGCUCUAGCACA
Molecule: messenger RNA, 1657 nt
Organism: Daldinia loculata
Lineage: Eukaryota; Fungi; Ascomycota; Sordariomycetes; Xylariales; Hypoxylaceae
Exons: 5
Coding region: 245-1264 (339 amino acids)
Molecular function (GO): arylformamidase activity
Source: RefSeq, a predicted model, not a curated record